AUGCCUGAUGUUGGGGCUGUCUUUUAUGAAGCUUUUUUUAAAAAACCCGAAGAUAUAAUUCACCCUCACCCUUAUACUGAUGCGCCAUGGUCAGGUGCCGAAAAUUACGAUGAAGCAAACCCUCCGGCUUCUAUAGAUGAAGUCUUAGAUAUUAUUAGAUCUCGUGUUAAAAAGAAAUCAUGCGAUGCACACGCUGCAGUUAUAGCUGGACGAAUAGGGAUUAGGUACACAGAACAGUGCAUUGAUUUGGAAAGAAGACUGAAAUUGUUAUGCGAUCAGUUAGAAUUUUAUGCUAUUUUAUCUGUACAACCGGUAAACUUCUCAAAAACAGAAGCAUUAUGGUCUGCAAGAGCUAUCGGCUCUCCAAAAUUUAGCAGAACAUUAGCAGGUAACUUUAAAACGAUUACACUUUCACCAAUGAUAAAUAUACCUACAGCUGAUGCAAUUAUUAAUAUUGACCAAGCAUUUAUGCUUCAACGCAUCGGUCAAAUAUUCGGCGAAACUUGA
Molecule: messenger RNA, 507 nt
Organism: Didymodactylos carnosus
Lineage: Eukaryota; Metazoa; Rotifera; Eurotatoria; Philodinida; Philodinidae
Source: the annotation of a GenBank genome assembly